Molecule: messenger RNA, 318 nt
Organism: Oikopleura dioica
Lineage: Eukaryota; Metazoa; Chordata; Appendicularia; Copelata; Oikopleuridae
Source: the annotation of a GenBank genome assembly
AUGUACCAACUGUGGCAACAGAGACAGCAGACCAUAGCCGUUACUCGAGUUCCUAGAGGCCAGUGUCAACGUGUCAUAAUAACGACUGCUAAUUAUCCGCAUCAACAAGGACAAAUUCCUCCACAACAAAUUUCGACGGUCAAUACAGUCUCAUCAGCCUUCGAACCGCCACCGUCUUAUGACGACGCUGCCAGAAACUACCCAAAAUACAACGAUGGUAGUCAGUUCCCAUCCCAUCCACCUGGUUAUGGAGCUCCUCAAGCUGGCGUUCCUGUAGCUGGACAGACCUCCGGAUUUACAAACAAUGCUUUCCGCUAA